Molecule: messenger RNA, 6374 nt
Organism: Condylura cristata (star-nosed mole)
Lineage: Eukaryota; Metazoa; Chordata; Mammalia; Eulipotyphla; Talpidae
Gene: APBA1
Product: amyloid beta (A4) precursor protein-binding, family A, member 1
Exons: 13
Coding region: 288-2804 (838 amino acids)
Biological process (GO): chemical synaptic transmission
Cellular component (GO): cytoplasm; dendritic spine; plasma membrane
Molecular function (GO): protein binding; amyloid-beta binding
Source: RefSeq, a predicted model, not a curated record
ACCAGAGGGCCCCGAGCGGCGGCUGCGGAGCUCCGGAGCCCGAGCUGGGUGAAGGCUGCUGGGGUCCCGGCGGCGGCGGCGGCGGCGGCGGCAGCGGGAGAAGAUGGUGGCGCUGGAGGUAGGAGCGGCCGGAGCGGAGCUUUCAUCCCAGGCUGGGCACCAACGCUGUCAUUAGCGCCGCCUGCUCCCGCGGGCCCGCGGACCCAGCUGUCAGGCAAGCCAGGUGGAGCAAAAUGAUAGCACAGUGAGCCAGCUGAGCCCUUCUCCAGCCUUCCCUGACGCCCACCAUGAACCACUUGGAGGGGUCCGCGGAGGUGGAGGUGACGGACGAGGCAGCGGGCGGGGAGGUGAAUGAGUCCGUGGAGGCCGACCUGGAGCACCCCGAAGUAGAGGAGGAGCAGCCGCAGCCACAGCUCCCGCACUAUGCAGGCGGCCCCCCGCGCGGGCACGCCCAGGAGGACCUCCGGGGUGCGCAGUCACGGCAGCAGGAGGAGGAGGAACGCGGGGAGUGCCUGGCACGCUCCGCCAGCACCGAGAGCGGCUUCCACAAUCACACGGACACCGCCGAGGGCGACGUGAUAGCCGCGGCCCGCGACGGCUACGAUGCAGAACGCGCCCAGGACCCGGAGGACGAGAGCGCCUACGCCGUUCAGUACCGGCCCGAGGCCGAGGAGUACACGGAGCAGGCGGAGGCCGAGCACGCCGAGGCCACUCAGCGCCGCGCGCUGCCCAACCACCUGCAUUUCCACUCGCUGGAGCACGAGGAGGCCAUGAACGCGGCCUACUCAGGCUACGUCUACACGCACCGGCUCUUCCACCGCGGCGAGGAUGAGCCCUACGCGGAGCCCUAUGCCGACUACGGGGGCCUCCAGGAGCACGUGUAUGAAGAGAUCGGGGAUGCGCCGGAGCUGGAGGCACGCGACGGACUGCGCAUGUAUGAGCAGGAGCGCGACGAGGCGGCAGCCUACCGCCAAGAGGCCCUGGGCGCUCGGCUGCACCACUAUGACGAGCGCUCGGAUGGCGAGUCUGACAGUCCGGAGAAGGAGGCGGAGUUCGCACCCUACCCGCGCAUGGACAGCUACGAGCAGGAGGAGGACAUCGACCAGAUCGUAGCUGAGGUUAAACAGAGCAUGAGCUCGCAGAGCCUAGACAAGGCAGCAGAGGACAUGCCCGAAGCCGAGCAGGACCUGGAGCGUGCCCCCACCCCAAGUGGGGUCCGGCCUGAGAGCCCUGGACCACAGGCCCCUGCAGGGCAGCAGCAGCGGGCAGUGGGCACCGCGGGCGGGGAGGCGGUGCAGCGGUAUAGCAAGGAGAAGAGGGAUGCUAUCUCGCUGGCCAUCAAGGAUAUCAAGGAGGCCAUCGAGGAGGUGAAAACCAGGACCAUCCGUUCGCCUUACACCCCCGACGACCCCAAAGAGCCCAUCUGGGUCAUGCGCCAGGACAUUAGUCCCACCAGGGAUGGUGACGACCGGCGGCCAGUGGAUGGAGAUUCUCCAUCUCCUGGAAGCUCCUCACCCCUGGGCGCAGAGUCUUCAAGCACACCCCUCCAUCCUAGCGACCCUGCAGAGGCCUCCACAAAUAAAGAGUCAAGAAAAAGCUUGGCUUCAUUCCCAACCUAUGUUGAAGUUCCUGGACCUUGUGACCCUGAAGACUUGAUCGAUGGAAUCAUUUUUGCUGCCAAUUACCUUGGCUCCACCCAGCUGCUCUCGGACAAAACCCCCUCCAAAAACGUGCGCAUGAUGCAAGCCCAGGAGGCGGUGAGCAGGAUCAAGAUGGCCCAGAAAUUAGCCAAAAGCAGAAAGAAGGCUCCCGAAGGUGAAUCUCAGCCGAUGACUGAGGUGGAUCUCUUCAUUUCUACCCAGAGAAUCAAAGUAUUGAAUGCCGACACGCAGGAGACCAUGAUGGACCACCCUCUGAGGACCAUCUCCUACAUCGCAGACAUCGGGAAUAUCGUAGUGCUGAUGGCCCGCAGGCGAAUGCCCCGCUCCAACUCCCAGGAGAACGUGGAAGCCUCCCACCCAUCCCAGGAUGGAAAAAGGCAGUACAAGAUGAUCUGCCAUGUCUUCGAGUCCGAGGAUGCACAGCUGAUUGCGCAGUCCAUCGGGCAGGCCUUCAGCGUGGCAUACCAGGAGUUCCUCAGGGCCAACGGGAUCAACCCCGAAGACCUCAGCCAGAAGGAGUACAGUGACCUGCUCAAUACCCAGGACAUGUACAACGACGAUUUGAUCCAUUUCUCCAAGUCAGAAAACUGCAAAGAUGUCUUUAUAGAGAAGCAGAAAGGUGAAAUCCUUGGUGUGGUGAUUGUGGAGUCUGGUUGGGGAUCAAUCUUGCCAACCGUAAUCAUAGCCAACAUGAUGCAUGGAGGGCCUGCAGAGAAAUCAGGGAAGCUGAACAUCGGGGACCAAAUCAUGUCCAUCAAUGGCACCAGCCUGGUGGGUCUGCCUCUGUCCACCUGCCAGAGCAUUAUUAAGGGCUUGAAGAACCAGUCCCGGGUAAAGCUGAACAUCGUGCGGUGUCCUCCAGUCACCACUGUGUUGAUCAGGAGACCAGACCUUCGCUACCAGCUCGGUUUCAGUGUCCAGAAUGGAAUUAUCUGCAGCCUCAUGCGAGGAGGGAUAGCCGAGAGAGGGGGCGUCCGCGUGGGGCAUCGGAUCAUAGAAAUCAACGGGCAGAGCGUGGUCGCCACCCCCCAUGAGAAGAUCGUGCACAUCCUCUCCAACGCUGUGGGGGAGAUCCACAUGAAGACCAUGCCGGCUGCCAUGUACAGGCUGCUGACGGCCCAGGAGCAGCCCGUCUACAUGUGAGGCCCCUCCCCUCCCGGCGGCUUGCAUGGAGGACUCUCCUCACUCGUGGUUGUGUUUCUUGUGCUGCAUCUGUGUGCCCACUGAGACAUUCCCUCUCGUGCCCAGCACUUGGUUUUAAACCGGAAGAAAAGAAUCUGCUCUCUGUCUCUUUCCAGUUUUGCGUUUUGUUUUUUUCCCAUACCAGGGAAGUUUUGGAUGCACUCCCUCGAGGGUGGCAUGGCGAGCAUAAACACCCACCUUGUUUCCACCCAGGACCCUCCAGCAGGGACCCAGGGUCCUGAGGAGGGUUGUCGCUGCCCGGACAACCUGGCAGGAGGAGCAGACCUCUUGGAAGGGGGCGAUUCAGCAGUGCCUAAGCCCGAUCGCUGAUCCCCCUGCCCUCCUCCAUCAACUCAGAGGCAUCUGCUAGUGAUGUAGGGCCUGGCCAGCCCACCAUGUUGUCGGGGUGCCAUACAUUAUUUCCAUCCAGAAUUCUGAGCCAACUUCAUGCCUCUUCUGUAGCUAGUUUUACUUUCAGCACAUGUGUUUACUAAUAUGAGCUUUCUCACCCAAGGACUGAAAGGGAACUGCCUUGGGCAUAGACAUCAUGGCAGUGCAAGAGCUGGGCAAUUCCUGGGGCAGCCACAGCUUCCUUUGGUUGUUAGGUUCCCAAAUGAGAGAGAAACACUGGCAGGAGCUCUGCCCUCUGCACCACACACACGCACUCACAAUCUCACUGGCUUGUUGCCUUUCCAUUCUCACCACCAAGACAUAGGGUCCCUGGAGAGCCCACUCACCUCUCUGGGAAGCCCUGUCCUCAGACAGACACCCUCCGCAGCCGAGGGGCCCUGCCAGCAUCACCUUGGAUCAGCGCUCUAGUGGACUCCCCUCAAGCACCCACCUCGCCCACGGUCUGGGAAGGACGGACUGCCCCCUGCGGCAAGGAUCUGGUAGGCCAUGCUGUGCUUCCUGGCCCCAGGCCGGACCUGCUUUCUCCUCUGCUCAGGGCCACUAGGCAGGAUGAGCCGUGUGAAAGACCAGAAUAGUACAGAAACCACAGGGGACUAUAACCACCUCAAGCCAUGCCUGAAAAUCUCCGGUGUGUUCCAGAAACGACAUCCUGCCUGUGGGUCUGAGUUUUCUAUUCAUGUGGAAUGUUUUGUGUUUUCUCAUCAGGCGCCUCAUUCAUGGUUCCAUCUCAGUUCAGUGCAGAGGUUUUAGUCAUAUUAUUCUGAGCCAGUUUUUACUUUUUCUUGGUCCAAAGAGCAUUUUGUUUUCCUAUGAGUGGGGUGUAGCUUGCUUUGGAUUUUGUUUUGUUUUGUUCAUGACAUCAGUAGAGACAGGGAAGAGAAGCAAAUAUAUUUUGCCCUAUUAAUAUAGCCCUGUCUCUGCCCCUGGAUAUUUAUGUUGUGUCUAUGGAGCUAGAAAUGCAGUGAGCAUACAUUGUCGGGUAGAUUGUAUUUACACACGGCCUGGAGAGAUUUCAGGGAGGGAGAAGAAUGAGUGUGAAAGGACGAGGAAUAAGACUUCCCUCAGCUGUGCAGUCCGUUCCCCUGGGUCGCUAAGCAAGAAACUUUCGCAUUUUCCACUCAGUUAGAAAAGCCUAGUGUUUCAAGGGCAUCAGCAGCAGAUGGGUCAGGGUAGCUGGGCAUAAGCCCUGGUAGAGGCUACCCCAAAGUCUUCUCUGGGGAGGAGAGUUGCUGCCUCGCCAGGGGCAGGGAGGGUGUUUCAGCACCCCCUCAUGUCUUUUGAGAAUACUUAGCUGGAGGCUGCUGCCCCCAAGUUGACCCACCACAGAUGUAAGGAGCCUGGAGCCAUGGCUCCAGCUUCUAAGUUUAUCUUUCCUGAUGCAACCAAAUUGUACAGUGUCUGAUCAUUGAAUAUCAAGGAGUGUACGUUCUUUCCUCUACCAAAAGUACUGUGGGUAGAACAGGAAGGAAAUGUUGUUGCUCAUGGGAAUGCUGGCAUCAGGACCAUGGAAAACCAUGAGGGUUUAUGCCCAGCUGCCCCAGAGUCACCACUGGGUCCCUGGCUAGGGGUUGGGAGCACUCUGCCUGCACGUCCCAAUUAAUUGCCAUUAAACAUCUUUACCCAAAUGGAAGCUGAGAGGGACUAUACUUUCUAUUGCUAAUGCACAACAAUUUUGGGAAAUAUGAGAGGUGCUGAAAAGUCAAUUUGGUCAGCUCUCCUAAAAGACUACAUUUUAGCUUAAGAUGACUUGUCCUCCACGUACCUUUGAGUUAAUGAAAGCAGCUCCUCACCCCUAGAUAGCAUGUGUGGCCGGAACUUGGUACAGAUUGACCCCGCUGAAGUGUAUCAUUUUCCUUUGCUCCCACUGGACGGGGGAGUCGACCCACCUGUGGUUAACCAAGGAGAUAAUAUUCAAUGCUAGUAACUCAGUUCUGGAGAGUCCUGUGGGAAAUGGUGAUCUAGCUCCCGCUGACAACUGGCAUGUAUAGUUCUACAUGUAAACUCUGGUCCCCCACAUAAUGGGGAAGACUCUGUACAGAGCACCCUUCCCUAACAUUGCACAGGCAAAAAAAAAAAAAAAAAAAAAAAAAACCCACUCUUGCUGCAUGGCUAGGACAUGCUGGUGACUCAGCUUUGGGGACAGAUUCCCAGAUUCUUCCACCCCUCCUGGUCCAGCCAGGAUGCACCAGAACCCACCCUGCCUUUGCCUUCUCAAAUGCAAGCACUUCAGGGAGUCACCAUCAGCCUUGGGUUCACAAUAGGAAGAAACCCCCAGAGACCAAUGCCUGGUGUCCACUCUCCUCACCGAGUGGGCCCCUCGGGCCCUGGGGUCCAUCAUGGGGCUCCGGCUCCGGAUCCCCGCAGAUGGCUCUGCUUUCUGAACAUUGUCCGUCAUCACUGGCCUCAGAGUCCCAGAGUAACCUACUACCUCCCCCAUCACUCCUGCCUCCCCCACGGCCCCCUUCUGCACCUAACGCCCCCCCAUCCGCACGCUGACGAAACCCACCCACAGAGCCCUUCUUGGGUCCCUCAACCCAGUGGUGUGGCUGUUACAAUGUUUACAACCAAGGGCCACCUCCUCCUCGACGUGUUUACUCUCCCACUUGCAAGGUCGCUUGUUGGUUUGAGUUUCAUGUCCGUCUGCUCCUUCCCCAACUUGGGCCGACUUGAGCACACGACACUGAUUUCUACGUCCCCCUCCACUGAGGCAGUGAGUUAGGACUGUGGGAAGGAACUUUCAUGUACAUAUUCAGCACAGCCCCUAGAGUAUGAACUUGUACUAUUGUUCUGUAAAGAGAGUGAAAUAAAGCUUAUUGUAAAGCCUUGGGAGAAGUAUAGUAUUGUAUUUGUAAGAAUAGCGUUCUUUGUAUACACAAAACUCAAUGAUCUCUAUAUAUAAAUAUAAAUAUAUAAAUAAAAGAUAUAUCCACGUGAGCCCGGAAUGUUGACGCCACACACCCACUGAAUGUACUUCCUCCCACAGUCUGGUCACCGGGCCACCCUCCCCCGCCGCACCAUGUGGGGGGUUGUGAUGUACGUACUGUGCUAUCUUCCUUUAUUUAACUGAACGCUAAUGUCUGUAAGAGUUGCCGCAACAAUAAAUGAGAACUUCACCUGUUA